This is a messenger RNA of Oryzias latipes (Japanese medaka), 2312 nucleotides long. Its product is annotated as serine/threonine-protein kinase pim-1-like. Gene Ontology annotation, cellular component: cytoplasm. NCBI's taxonomy places the organism in Eukaryota, Metazoa, Chordata, Actinopteri, Beloniformes, Adrianichthyidae. Gene Ontology annotation, molecular function: ATP binding; protein serine/threonine kinase activity. The record is from RefSeq and is a predicted model, not a curated record. Gene Ontology annotation, biological process: protein autophosphorylation; negative regulation of apoptotic process; regulation of mitotic cell cycle.
GCAACUCUCAAGUCGUGCUCAGUAUUGGGCCUAGCUCUGUUCUAUGUUUUCAAAGUGGCAACAGCAGAAAAUCUCACAAAGAUAGGACGGAGAAUGGAAGCAGAAUGCCCGCAGCCUUCUGCCAUAUGGGCGGAUACUCCCUCUUCACACCCAGCCAAAAUCAGGCAGCGUCUGUGCUGUAAACCUCAUCCUCAGAGUGGAGCCUGACGGGAUUUCAAUAAACUGAUCCUCCUGGGCAGAGCUCUAAUCAGCAGGUGCUGCUGCGUUAAAGUCUGAUAUUUAACAUGGUUGUCUGGGAAAUAUUUAAGAAAGAAUCCUCGCAGGGAAGACGUGUACAAAGUGAUUGAUCCUUUAUACAAAGUAUAAAUAAAUAAAAUAAAAGAUCACUGACUUUGUAUGUUCUCAAACUGUGGGGAAUGACACCCUGGGGGGGAGGCAUUUAAUCCAUUGUAUGCAUUUCGGGGUCACUGGGCUGUAUGUGUAAUUCACUACUGUUGGGCAAAGGCAGGGUACACCUGCAAAGGUCACCAGUCUGUCGCAAAGCCGAUUGAUAAAUUAAUGAAUAGCAUAUCAACUUUUAAUAAUAUAGAUUUGAGCUAGCCUAAUGAAGUGAUAAAUCCAAACUGUGGACAAUUACCAUAAUGUUCAUUAUUAUACCAUAAUACCACUUAUUGCAUUUAUUCACAUUUUCCAAUCCUUUAUCUCUGCUGUCAUGAGGUCGAUCAAUAAUUUUGUAUAUGAAAACAAAUUGCAAACGCAUCAGUUUGUUUAUGCGCUUUUUCUGCUGCUGGUAUGUCUGUGUUGUAAAUCCACUCCCUAAUAUUCUUGGGAUUUUUUUUAAUUUGUUUUUUGUAAUGUUUGCCUAAAAAUGACACAAAGUUCAGAGAAAGUUCACUGAGCAUCAUUGUGAAGAAUUAGACACAUUUUGAAAACCAACAGUUUUUAUCCUGAACAUUCUAAAAGAUGCGAUGAUUUGAAUGUCAACACAGAUAGGAGACAUGCUAAAGCUGGUCAGUUAGUGAUGUCACAUUGGUUGCUUAGCAAUGAAACCAAGGCAUAUAAAAAACUUCAGUUGGAGAUUCAGAAUCACUUGCAACUUUGUGCGAUUGAGUCCAGUUGUACGAUUUGAAAGUUGUAAAGAAAGGUUUUUAUCAUCGAACUACUGAAGAUGAUGGAGAAAGAAAUGAAUAUGAAGCAUGAUCCUGAGGCGGAUAUGAAACAUCAUCCUGAUGAGGAAAAAACAAGCAGCAGCCGGUCUAAAAGAGUCCCGGUGAAAAGAAAGGCCUGCUCUGAUGAUGACGGAGAAACAAAAAAGAGGAAAGUUGACCCAUCUGAGCCUGCAGAGCCCAUCAAGCCCACCGGAGUAAAGAAUAAGAAAGAGUUUCUGGAGAAACUGAAGAAGAUCGUGGAAAAGAGCACCUUUUUCAGUCGAACCAACACCUCCUCUGUCAAUACCAGUGAAGAUGACUUUGAAGCUAAAUACGAGCAGAUGGAGCAGUUGGGUGAAGGAGGCUUUGGAUGUGUUUUUGGCGGCUUCCGCAGAUCAGACAACCUGCAGGUGGCCAUCAAACGCAUUGAAAAAGGCUUCGAUCUAAAUACAGAGGUGGAUGAACACGGACAGUUCAUUUGCGCGGAGGUGGCCGUCAUGCAGAAGCUCAAAGACCCACAACUACAGUCUGCAGAUAAAGCCUCCCCCGUGGUUCUGCUGGACUGGUACGAUCUGAAGGAGGAGAUCAUCCUUGUAAUGGAGAGACCGAUCCCAGCCACAGACAUGGAGGAUUACCUGAAGAGCAGAGGAGGCAAAAUAGAGGAAGAUGAAGUUAAGAUCAUCAUGAAACAGCUGAUCCGGACAGCUGUGGAUCUUGAGGAGAGGCACAUCUUCCAUCGGGACAUCAAAAUUCAAAAUGUCCUGAUUGAGACGAGCUCCAGUGUCCCGCGUGCUCGCCUCAUCGACUUUGGACUGAGCUGUUUCACCAAGGAGACCUCCGUGUUCACAGACUUUGCAGGCACAUUGAGUAUUGCUGCCCCAGAGUCUAUGUUUGGCUCCGGCUACAGAGCAGAACCAACCACAGUGUGGCAGCUUGGAGUGGUUGGGUACGAGGCUUUACAUGGAGUGGGCUUCAACACCAGAAAGUUUGCAAUGAAUAAGCUGAAGAUAAGGGAAGACCUGUCCCCGGACUGCAAAAGUUUUUUGAAGAAGUGUCUGAGGUUUUCCCCUGCAUUCCGGCCCAAGCUGAAGGAGCUGCUGCAGCAUCCAUGGCUGAUAUAAUCUGACACACACACACACACACACACACACACACACACGCACA